Messenger RNA from Sphaeroforma arctica JP610, 1165 nucleotides. RefSeq lists its product as hypothetical. The transcript is spliced from 4 exons. Bases 93 to 1097 code for a protein of 334 amino acids. NCBI's taxonomy places the organism in Eukaryota, Ichthyosporea, Ichthyophonida. The record is from RefSeq and is a predicted model, not a curated record.
UGCGGGCCUGCACAGGCACUACAAAUAGUUGACAUCCAGGCACAGUCGUAGGCAUUUAUAACCUGGGAGUAUAUAUUAUACAGUAAGCAAGAAUGGGUAGUGGAUAUAGUAUCGGUGGUGUGGUCUUCGGUCAGCUGUUUAAGGCGAGAUCCUUCACCUCGGCAUACAAAGGUCCAACUAUUCCUGAUCAUGUCGACCUCACUGGGAAGGUCUUUCUCGUCACAGGGGCUUCUUCUGGUCUCGGAAAGAUGUUAGUAAUAGAACUUACUAAACGUGGUGCGGAUGUACAUCUGAUCAGUCGAACAAUGGAUAAAUUACAGAAGGUGAAAGCAGAAGCCGAGACUCAAGCUAAGGCUGAGGGUAAAAAAUCGGGAAAUCUAUCCUGUCACUCGUUAGAUAUGUCGGAUAUGAGUGCUGUGUGUAAGUUCGUAGCCGACUUCCCAAAGGAUAAGGCGAUACACUGUUUAGUCAAUAAUGCGGGAGCCUUACCCUAUGAGAGAGAAAUGGUGAGUGGUGGUAGACUAGAGAAGACGACGGCUUGUCACGUGGUAGGGCCGUACUUGUUGAUCAAAGGCUUACACGCACAACUGAAGUUAGGCAACGGGCGGGUCAUCAACAACGCGUCUGCUGGGCUAUAUGGCGCACAGAUGGAUGUGGCUGCACUCAAAGAUGGGUUCAAGACAUAUGUCAAGAAAGACAACAAAGUCGACGGCGCGUUAGUGUAUGCUGUAUGUAAACGAGCGAUGUUGGAGAUGAGCGACUUCUUGGCAGACUGCUACAGCGAGGAUGGUACUGUUAUCAUGACUAACCAUCCCGGGUGGUGCGAGACGGAAGGUUUGAAGCCUCUACUGGAUCAGCAUGCGGGAUACGGCAGCAUCACAUUCAGAGAUCCGAGGGAUGGUAUGAUGGGAAUGUACUACCUGUGUGUGGCGCCAGAGGUGGAUACUAGCUACUCAGGCAAGUUCUACUUCGACGGCAAGGCAGUGGAGAAACACCAGAUGUUCACAAGCACCUCGAGUUCGGAUAGGAGUGUCAAUGAAAUGAUUGCCUUCUGUGAGAAAUUUAAUAAGUUACCGGCAGGAUCCGAUGGGAAUUAGCGAUGUGCGUACGUCGUUUAUUAUAAAUAAAUUUAUGUACGUGUCUCACUGGGUCCGAUAUAGCGACA